GAAGCAAGCGGAAUUUCGGAGUGCGUGCCGCGCCGCCGGAAGAACUUGUCUUACCGUGUCAGCCUCGAGAUGGGCCGCUGCUCCCUGACGGAGGCCCAAGUCUUGGAAAUCCUCGACGACAUGGGCCUCGCUUGGCCAGGUCCAGAGUACAACGAGAUCCACAACAACAGCUUGGACUUCGCGGACGCGCUCUUGCAGCAACUUGGAGUGGGAGGACUUCCCCGUGAGCCAGGUGGUUCGUCACCCAGCUACCUCUCGGGCUGCAAUGCAAGGAUAUGGAAGCCGCUGGAGCAGACCUGCUCAAUCGACUUCAGCGUCUCUGGGCUGUUCAAAGGUGCUGUGGAGCUGGGCUAUGGUGUGAUGGCUAUGCUCACGCAGCCUUUCACAGAGGAUCCGGAUGGGGAUCGCGAAUCACAGGCAGAUCACCACCUUUUCUGCCAGAGUGUGGCUUGCACUGAUGACGAUAACGUUCUGUUGGCUACGGAGCCAGCUACGACCUCGUUGGACUUAGAGUUCCCGGACGAUGCCCUGGGAAUCCUUCCUGACAGCUCAGACGUUUUGCAUGAGCUUGAAGUUACCGUUGCCAGAAACCUGGCCGUCGACCGAGAAGCCGGAACCUGUCUCCUUUCCUCGCGAAGUUCUCUGAAAGCUUGGCCUCAGGCAAAGAAUCUGAAAUGCAAGCUCCCGGAGACUCCUCCUCCUGCUCCUCCCCAAACAUCGCGGGAGACGAGCUUUAAAUACUUGCCCUCGGUGGGUACUUGGUAUGGCCUCCAACAACUGCAGCCUAAGCUGACCACCACAACGGCGACCGUCCAGCAGACACCGUCAGCCAUCGUA
Molecule: messenger RNA, 837 nt
Organism: Symbiodinium pilosum
Lineage: Eukaryota; Dinophyceae; Suessiales; Symbiodiniaceae
Source: the annotation of a GenBank genome assembly